Messenger RNA from Manihot esculenta (cassava), 2542 nucleotides. Its product is annotated as phospholipase A1 PLIP2, chloroplastic. NCBI's taxonomy places the organism in Eukaryota, Viridiplantae, Streptophyta, Magnoliopsida, Malpighiales, Euphorbiaceae. The transcript has 5 exons. Bases 184 to 2418 code for a protein of 744 amino acids. Gene Ontology annotation, biological process: lipid metabolic process. Gene Ontology annotation, molecular function: glycerophospholipid phospholipase A1 activity. The record is from RefSeq and is a predicted model, not a curated record.
UAAAAAGAAAAAACAAUAAACUCUGGGUUUCCGCAAUAAAUACGUCUCUCCGAUUCUCCGUACAUAAAUUAGCAGCCAACCAACCAAGCAAACGAUCCAAGGAAAGAAGAAAGAAGAAAGAAGAAAGAAGAAAGAAGAAGGAUCAUUGCUGAAUUCUUUGUUAACAUCCUACAACUCUCGGAAAUGGAUACUCUUUGUUUAAAAACAGGAAUCCACGGUAUUGCUCCAUCGAUCUCCGUCACUGGGUCCUUGGAGGUCCGUUCCAAUGCAUCGCAGGUGAGUGCACUGGCCCGUGAUAAAUCCGCUACCGUCGCUGCUGCGCCGCCUCAGAAAGCCUCGUCCAUGUUCUCUUUCAGAGACCCUUUGCAGUCUUUGUGGCCUGGUGGAGGUCAAAGUAAUAGGUAUAAAGGAAUGGCCGUUGACGACGCCGUGUUGGUUGAUCAUGGAGAGGGAAGAAGUCGUACUGGGGAAGAUUCCGGGAACAGAAUAAUGGGAACCUCCGAAGGACAAAAUGAGAACUGGGUGAUGAAGAUUUUGCACGUCAGGUCCCUCUGGAAGGAGGAGGAAAUGAAGAGCAGUAGCGGUGAAGGAUCAAUUGAAGAAGGUGAUGUCGCUGCGUUGAAUGAUGCUCUUAACAAAGAGGAAGAGUGUGAUAUUUGUAGAGUCGAGGAUGAUGAAGACAAAGAAAUUGAAUUUGAUAAAGAUUCGUUUUCGAGGUUGCUAAGGAAGGUUUCAUUCGCCGAAGCCAAGCUUUACUUGCAAAUGUCGUAUCUGGGAAGCUUGGCCUAUUCCAUACCCAAAAUCAAGGCAGGCAAUCUCUUAAAAUAUCGGGGCCUCCAUUUUGUGACCUCAUCAAUAGAGAAGAGGGAAUUGGCAAUGAAAGCAGAGAAAGUUCAGGUAUCAGAUGAAGGUCAAGAGGCAGAGGAAGGGCUGUUGGAGAAGGAGGCAGAGGAAGGGCUGUUGGAGAAGGAGGCAGAGGAAGGGCUUUUAGAGAAGGAGGCAGAGGGUACAGGACAGAAGAAUAAUGGUCAUCCCAUAAGUGCCUCUACUGCUUAUCAGAUAGCUGCCUCUGCUGCUUCUUAUCUUCACUCUCAUACCAAAAGCAUACGUCUAUUCAAAACCUUAAAUGGUAAGACUGAUAAAAACUUUCCUGAAGGAGACUCUGGAGGCAACAAGAAUCUCAAAAUGUUGAACUCUGAGGUGGCUUCUCUCAUGGCAACCACAGACUCGGUAACAGCUGUGGUUGCUGCAAAAGAGGAAGUAAAGCAGGCUGUUGCUGAUGAUUUGAGUUCAACACGCUCUUCACCAUGUGAAUGGUUCAUAUGCGAUAAUGAUCAGGAUACAAGAUUCUUUGUGAUUCAGGGAUCUGAGUCUCUGGAAUCAUGGAAAGCAAAUCUACUUUUUGAGCCUGUUCAGUUUGAGGGACUAGAUGUACUUGUUCAUAGAGGUAUUUAUGAGGCUGCAAAAGGUAUAUAUGAACACAUGUUGCCUGAAGUCCAUGCUCAUAUCAACUCUCGUGGCAGACAGGCAACCCUUCGUUUCACAGGACACUCUCUUGGUGGAAGCUUGGCCCUACUUGUAAAUCUGAUGUUGUUGAUAAGAGGGGAAGUGUCAGCCUCGUCCUUACUUCCAGUGGUCACAUUUGGUGCACCUUCAAUCAUGUGUGGGGGUGACUAUCUACUUCGCCAGCUUGGGCUGCCACGAAGUCAUGUUCAGGCAAUUACAAUGCAUAGAGACAUUGUGCCCCGGGCCUUUUCUUGUAAUUAUCCUAAUCAUGUUAUAGAGCUUCUGAAGGCUGUUAAUCGGAACUUCAGGAGUCAUCCUUGUCUUAAUAACCAGAAGCUACUAUAUGCUCCAAUGGGGGAGCUUCUAAUUCUGCAGCCAGAUGAGAAACUCUCUCCUCACCAUCAUCUCCUUCCCUCAGGCAGUGGUCUUUAUUUCUUAAGCUGCCCACCAUCUGAUGCUAAUGAUGCGGAGAAGCUACUCCGUGCUGCGCAGACGUGGUUUUUAAACUCACCACAUCCACUUGAGAUUCUAAGUGAUCGCUCAGCAUAUGGUUCAGAAGGAGCCAUUCAAAGGGAUCAUGAUAUGAAUUCUUACUUGAAAUCUGUGCGCAGCGUAAUUCGGAAAGAGCUGAACCGCAUAAGAAAAGGCAGGAGAGUGCAUCGCCGCGAGUUCUGGUGGUCCGUCCUAGCACCAGGAGUAGCUAGUGGCAGUGUCCUUGUGAAUAAUUCUUUGGUAUCUAUCAACAUAGGCCAAAACCAUUUCAAUUUCUCAGGUAUCGUACAGACUGGAAGAGAAUCAUUGAAACGGUUUGGCAGGUUUGUUGCAUCACAACACAGGCAUUUGCUUGUGGUUCUAUUGUUUCCUGCAAGACUGCUAUUUGCGGGAGCAUGUAGCGUGAUCAAUUUCCAUUGACCAGCUAUUGCAUUUGUGACGUGGAAUAUUGUAUAGGUUGCAGGCACAUGGCCGAGCAAGAUCAUUAUUCAUUAGGUGAUUCUUUAUUCAUUCAAUAUUUGAAAGGAAAAAGGGAAAAAUAGAU